Molecule: messenger RNA, 4229 nt
Organism: Cokeromyces recurvatus
Lineage: Eukaryota; Fungi; Mucoromycota; Mucoromycetes; Mucorales; Mucoraceae
Product: armadillo-type protein
Exons: 14
Coding region: 122-4009 (1295 amino acids)
Biological process (GO): protein ubiquitination; SCF complex assembly
Cellular component (GO): nucleus
Source: RefSeq, a predicted model, not a curated record
CCCUCCCCUCCGUUGUUCUUAUUAGUAAGUAAAGAAUGAAUAUAUGCGUUAAACUUUUCUUUUUAUACUUAUAAAUCAACAGUUAACUGGGAUUGUGUAUUUAGACAAACUAUAAAUUACCAUGUCGCAUCAAGGAACAAACGCGUACAUGGUUGCCAGCUUACUAGAAAAGAUGAGUAAUGAAGAUAGAGAUUUUCGUUACAUGGCUCUUAAUGAUCUAAUGAGCGAACUUCAAAAAGCUUCUUUUAACAUGGAGUAUGUAAUUGAAAAUAAAGUUGUCAAAGCUGUUUUACAACUUAUGGACGAUAAAAACAGUGAAGUUCAAAAUCUAGCUGUUAAGUGUCUUGGACCAUUAGUUAAGCAAGUUAAAGAAGAGAGUUUAUGCCAAAUUAUGGAUCUUCUUAGUGAAUUUGCUUCACAACAAAAAAAUGACGAAUUACGUGGCAUCGCUAGUGUUGGAUUAAAAACAGUUGUAGUUGAAGUCGACCCUGAUAGAGGAAAUCAAGUCUGUGCUAGAAUAAUUCCUAAAUUAUUAAACACUAUUCAAAAUGUGGAAGCAGCAUAUGAAAUGCAAAUGGAUACUCUGGAUAUUUUGGCAGAAGUGUUGGCAAAAUUUGGUGGACAAAUUUCUGUUGAACAACAAACAGAUAUUCAAAAUAUUUUAUUACCUUUACUUUCUUACAACCGUGCCGCUGUCCGUAAGAAGGUUACAGUUGCAAUUGGAUAUCUUGUUGUGCAUCUUAAUGAUGAAUCAUUUAAUCAAGUAUUUGCUUUCUUAUUGGAAGGUUUACGUAACGAUGUUGGUUCGAGUGAAAAAAUCAGAACUUUAGUCCAAUGUGCAGGCGUUUUAAGUCGUUAUAGCGCUGCACGUUUGGGCGCACAUUUAUCACAGAUAGUGCCUAUUAUUAACAAAUAUACUGUUAACGCUGAUGAAGAUGAUGAAUUACGUGAAAUUUGUCUACAAACUCUUGAAUCUUUCAUUCUCAGAUGUCCUACAGAAAUUGCACCUUUUGUUCAAGAGAUAACAAAUCUUGCUUUGGAAUAUAUUAAGUAUGAUCCUAAUUUUGUUGAAGACGAUGAUGAAGAGGUGGAUGAUAUGGAACUUGAAGACGAAGAGGAGCAAGAUGAAUAUGAUGACAUAGCUGAUUAUUCUGAUGAUGAUGAUGAUAUGUCCUGGAAAGUCCGUCGAUCUGCUUCUAAAGUUUUGUCAGCUAUUAUUGAAACAAGAUUGGAUUUAUUACAACAGCUUUAUGAAAAUGUGGCUCCUGUAUUAAUUAGUCGAUUUAAGGAACGCGAGGAAACUGUUCGUGUUGAUAUUUUGCAAACAUUUAUCAGCCUUUUAAGACAAACAGAUGUUUAUGGUGGCAAUGCUGAAGAAUAUACUCGUCAAUUCAAUAUAUCUAGUAUGAAUGAUGAAUUGGAUCUUUUAACUACAGCGUGUCCCUAUUCUUCUUCAUCUAUGGAAACUAUAAAUGGUCCCAGGCAAUUACUUCAAGAUCAAGUUCCCAGCUUAUGUCGUGCUCUUUCUAAACAGCUUAAUACAAAAUCUAUACAGACACGUCAAAUUGGUUUCCAUUUACUACGUGAAGUCUUAAUUGUCUUACACGGUGGAUUAAAGGAUCAAAUGGAAUUAUUCUUUCCUGCUAUUGAAUCAUCUCUCUCUACCACAACUGCUGAACAACAACAUGCUUCUUCUUCUAAUUUAAAGAUUGAAGUUCUUUACUUCCUGAGACUCUUUUUCCGUAAUCACCCAGCCGAUCAUAUUCACGCAUUUAUUCAUCAUUUAGCUCCUUCUAUUAUUAAGUCUGUUUCUGACCGUUUCUACAAAAUUACUUCUGAAGCAUUCUUGGUCUGUAUUGAGUUACUUAAAGUGAUUCGACCUAUUUAUCGUGAAAAGUCCGGCAAAUACCAAGUCUCUUCUAUAAAGGAUACAAACAAUAUAAAAUAUGUCAAUGACAUUUUUGAAGUAACUUUGAAGACUUUAAAUACGAGUGAUGCAGAUCAAGAAGUGAAAGAGAGGUCUAUUAUGUGUCUUGGAACAUUACUAGCUCAUGUAUGUGAUGUUCUUCAGUCAAAGCAAAAACAAGCCUGGGAUGUUCUUUUAGAAAGAUUAAGAAAUGAAGUAACUCGUUUGAUCAGUGUUAAGACUCUUGCUAUUGUCUGUCAAAGUCCUGUUGCUGCAGGUGAGGAAUUACAAAGAUGCGUUCUUGUUGCUGUUGAUGAAAUAUCGCUAUUUUUGCGAAAGAGUAAUCGUCCUUUACGUGUUGCCAGUUUAGAAUGCUUAAUUAUUUUGAUUCAAAGAUUUGGUCAAAUUAUACCUGCAAAGAGCUUUUCAAGCUUAUUAACUGAAUUGAAACCUUUGAUUUCUGAUUCUGAUCUUCUUCUUUUACCUCUUGCCUUAAAUGUAGUACAAUCAAUUUUGGUUACUAGUCCCCAAUCAGUAAAUGAGAUUAAAGUAUCUAUUCUACCUUCUUUAUUCAAGUUAAUUGAAUCUCCCUUACUUCAAGGUUCUGCUUUGGAUAGUUUAUUAAAUAUGUUCGCCGCAUUCGGUAAAGUUAAUCCUGCAGAUUAUCAAACUUUAGUCAAUGGACUUGUUCAUCCUCUUUUGAACGUUAAAACGGCUACUGGUGUCGCUGCGGGUGGUGUUGCUGCAGUAUCAAACAAACAAGCAGCAUCUACUGUAGCACAAUGUGUUGCUGUAUUGGCAGCUAAUGCUAACCAAAUGAAUCGUAAUCAAACUGUCAAAGAAUUUCAAUCUUAUAUUUUAAAUCCUACUAUUAAUGAUUCGAUAAAGUAUUUAAGUCUUUUAAGUAUUGGUGAAAUUGGUCGUAGAAUUGAUUUAUCUGAAUUCCCAGAAAUCAAUGAACAAGUUAUCCAUUUGUUUUCUGCUCAAUCUGAAGAAAUUAAAUUUGCCGCUGCCUUUGCAUUGGGUAAUAUUUGUGUUGGGAACAUUAAUAACUACCUUCCACCUAUUGUUUCCCAAAUUAAAGAAGAACCAAAAAAACGUUAUUUAUUAUUACAUGCUUUGAAGGAGGUUAUUACUCGAAAUGAAAGUAAAAACGAUAUUAGUAAUAAUUCAUUAAGUAAUGCUGCUGAUGAAAUAUGGACACUUCUUCUUGAGAGUAGUGAAACAGAUCAAGAAGAGGGAACACGUACCGUUGUAGCCGAAUGUUUGGGUAAACUUGCAUUGACCGAUCCCUCAAAGUUUUUACCCCAGUUAGAAGAUCGUUUAGAAUCAUCCUCUUCUCAUGUUAGAGCAGCAGUGGCAACUGCAAUCAAAUAUGCUGUUGUUAAUCCUUCAUCAGAUUACGAUGAAUUUCUCAAACCUAUUAUGGUCAAGUUUUUGAACCUCUUGGAAGACUCUGAUUUGAAUGUACGACGUUUAGCCUUGUUAACUCUAAAUUCUGCUGCCCAUCGUAAACCGUAUCUGAUCAGGAAUACACUUGAUCAACUUAUUCCUUUAUUGUAUGCAGAAACUGUAGUAAAGGAGGAACUUAUCCAUACUGUUGAAAUGGGCCCAUUCAAACAUAAAGUAGAUGAUGGUCUUGAGAUCAGAAAGGCUGCAUAUGAGUGUAUGUAUACACUUCUAAGUACAUGUUUAGAUAAAGUUGAUGUCUAUGGAUUCCUUGAUCAUAUUCGAGCUGGUUUAGACGACCAACAUGACAUUAAAAUGCUUGCUUAUCUUAUGCUUGUUCGUAUUAGUAAAGUUGCUCCUGCUGCUGUUUCACAAAGAUUAAAUGAUUUUGUUGAGCCAUUCAAGACAACACUUGACUUUAAGAUGAGAAGCAAUGCUGUCAAACAAGAGGUUGAAAAAAAUCAAGAGUUAAUUCGAGCUGUCCUUCGAUGUAUUGUUGCUUUGUAUCCUCUUUCUGAUCCUAGUAUGUCACCUGGAUUUGAAAUGUUUGUGAUGAAUGUCAGAACUGGUCCAUUUGCUGAAGAAUAUCGAUUAGCGUUUGCUGAAGCUGAAGGUAGAGAGAAUCGUUCUAAUGAUUACAUGGAUUUAUCUUAAAAGGAAACAAGUCAAUAUAUAGUUAUACAUAAAUAAAAAAUGAGUUUUAUUACAUUUUUUAUGUGCAUACGUAUUUAUUUAACACAGUCAUACCCCCUCCCCCUCUGGACCCAUUAGGGAAAUAAAGGAGUUACUAACUAGAUUUCAAGUUCGAUUUAUUUUACUUGUUAAAAAUAAAAUAAAAUAAAAAUGACCAAUGAGUACGAGUACAUUAUUUGAU